UGACCCACUUUCUCCACCCGGACGGUUCCUCCUGCUCCUCCCUCGUGAAGCUGCAGCCAGGAAAUUGUGGUUGCAUAGCAAGUUUUACAUCUUUGGUGCAAAGUUUGGAGACGUGUUGCUCAGCUGCUGUCUGCUGUAAACUCAUAGCCCUAACGAACUUGAGUGGGGAGGGAAAAAAAGCACACAUUUUUCCUCAUCGCUGUCCAGGUGGCAACACUAACGGCUCAACAUGUCGGUCGCAGGAUUGAAGAAGCAAUUUUACAAAGCAAGCCAGGUAAACGCGCUACUUUUUAAACAGUCAUGUUAGCUUAGCUAGCCGUCCUGGCUAGCUUUGUUGUCGGCACUUUUAUUGAAAGUUUACACCAACUUUAAGCAAGUCGACAACAAAGGCAAAUGUAUUUUUUGUUACUGGUUUUGCUUAUUCAGAACUCACUGUAUCUAACGCUCUAUAUUUUAGGAGGUACGAGAGUAGUCAGCUCAAUUAUUGUUGAGCUCUUUAACAUCUGUCAAAUGUGAAGUAGCUCCCUGAUAACGCCAGCGUUAGCCUGUAAGUCAAAUUAGCUUACGGUAAUCUAAAGGCUAAGUAAGUUAAAGUCAACGUUAAGUUGCCAGUAUCACCAUUUGCUUCAUUAUUGGUAUGUGUGCUCACUUCACGCAUCGAGAUACUUUACUUUGAGUUUAUUUGAGUUGUCGUCUUUUAGUUAGCAUGGACCAAAUGUUUGUGAUCUUUCAACGACUAUUUUAACCCCAUAAAUGGCGAUAGCAAUACGUAUUUAUCGGACAUUUACCCUGAUAUUUGCUGCUUUACAUUUGAUGGAGAUACUAUAGAUAGAUAGGGUUGGAGGUGAGUAUGGCCCUAUGCUGUUUUGGUAUGUAAACAGCAGAUACACCCAUCACUGAGGUUAUUGUGGUUGUUGUGCAAACUGAUGUUGAGGUUUGUGUUCUCUGACCUCCUGGAUUACACAAUAUUUCUCAUGGCAAGUUGUGUUGUGUAUAGUGCACAUCACAAGUUUUUACAAUACAUGUAUCUGCUGUUAGCAUCUUUAAUUUUCCCUGUUAAAGGAUCUGAAUAACCUGUGAACAUCUCCAGCUCUCUGAUCAUGUCAUGACAUGCAUAUAUAUGUAAGUUUCUUAUUGAGAUACAUUUAUGAUUCAAAGGUCAUGAAAUAAACAGAAAAAGGACACCAAAUUCUGAUUAAGUAUUAUGAAAACUUAAUAUACAAUAAUCAACUAUAACAUUAUGAGGUAAUCCAAUACAUUCCAAUGCAACAACUCCUCCUCAAGUUUCACUUUUGCUUAUCUUCAAAGUUUCAGUUUUUGUUGCUAUGAUCAGAUGGGUCACUGACUUCAUAUUGUUAUUGAUGAGAUAGUGAGUAGCACUAUAUCAAAAGGCGGUUAUUAACAUAAGGAACCCAAGCCUUGUCAUUACAGAUUUCAAGACAAUGACAGAAGUAUGACUGUACUUUAUUAAUCCCUAAGGAGAAAUUCAAUUGUCUGUUGUCUCACAUAAUAUGUCUCUAAAAGUUAUCUGUUAUUUACACAAGAGUUGUACAGUCUGAUGGCUGUUAGUACAAAAGAUCUCCUGAAUCUUUCUGUCCUGCAGCAAAGAGAGAGGAGACGUCCACCACCAUUGGCCUUUUGGUCCAUCAAGGUGUUGUGAAGUGGGUGAUCCAUGUUCUUUAGAAUAGUCUCCACCUUCCUCAGUGUAGAUCUCUACACCAUAUUCUCCACUGAGUCCAGCUUGAGUCCAACCACAGAGCCAGCCUUUUACACCAGUUUGUUAACCAGUUUUAUAACCAGUUUGUUAAAGUGGGCCCCUUAAGUGAGAAACUCCUAAAGACACUGCAACAGAGUUGGGACAGUUGCAUUUUAGUGAAUUCACAUCGUGUACUGUGCAGAUGCUAGCUUCCUGUUCAGUGGGUGUGUCAUGGAAUCCUAGUUAUGUGAAAUGUCCAAACAGACCAGCAUUUGGUAUUUAAGUAAUCGUACAAGGACAGAUUUAGUUGGUAAGUUUACAGAAGUGAUAGCAAACCACAGAUAAUGUCACCUACCAUCUCCCACUGCAAAAACCUCAACUCUUGGGAUUUACAGUAUUUAAAAUAUAUGGGCCAUGAACUGAACAUCCAGCCUGGUGUGAGACCAUGCCUCUCUUACAAGUGUUCUGUCUUGCUAGUCAGGCUCUGAAAAGAACAGGGUGGAGUAGAGUAACCAGUCAUCUGAGCUGCCUAACAAGAUCUAUUUCAUAAAGCCGUAAAACAAACUUGAUGAAAUCAGUGAUCAAACAGAGUAAUAAUAAGCUAGGUCAGGCAAACAAAGAAAGCUGACACUGUGCCCUCAAUCAACAGUCUGCUCAUUCAGUCUAUUAGACAGAAUUAUUCAGUGACUUUUAACCUUGGCGACACUUCAACCAAAGCUGGAUCUUUUAAUGUUGUUUUUUAAUAGGCUUUCAUGACUUUAAAAAGGUGGACAUACUUAAAAGCAUAAUAUUUUAUUUACAAUAAACCAACUUUUUUCAAGAAGCAUUUUAUAUUGUAUUCUAUAUCAUACAGGUCAAAGGUAAUUUUUUUGCAGUAAUUAUGGUACAUAGAGCCCAUGGAAGCAAGAAUACAAUUAUUUUGAUUGGAAUACCACAUAUACAGUGCAGUGUUGUUUUCGUCAGGCAGGACGAAAACUUAAAUGACGACGUCAGACCCCUUUUUUCCUUGACGAAAAUGAGACUAAGACGAACGUCACCAAAGCUCUGUAAAGACUAAAAUGUGACGAAAAUUGUAUUCAUUUUCGUCAUACGAGAACGAGACGAGACCAAAUUGUUAUUAGGUGGACGAACAAAGUUUCAAAACAUGCUUUUUUUUGUCCUAACAGUCACGUCCCCAUCACACACGCACCAAAAGCCUCGCUCGCGCACAGCUGCGCGCACACACUCAUACACAUACACAGUGCGGUAGGUGGACGAGGCGCGCACACACACACACACACCGUGGCGGCAGGCACAGCAGCGGUGCCCGGUGGCCGAAAAAAGAGGGAUGCUUUAUGGUCCUCCUUCAGAUACAGUCCAAGUGACAAUAAAACACAAUGUCUUGUACGGGGAGACGAGACAGACGACAGUUGUGGAGCCACAGCUUCCUCAUGCUGCGGCUUCAAACUGUCGGGAAAGAACACCACGAACCUCAAAAGGCACCUUUUUGUCGACUAAAACUAGACUAAAACUUUUGAGCUUUCGUCGGACUAAAACUAGACGAAAACUAUCAAGGAUAGAAAUGACUAAAAUGGGACUAAAACGAAGAAGCAUUUCGUCAAAAUGACUAAGACUAAAACUAAAUCUAAAAUGCCUGCCAAAAACAACACUGAUACAGUGACGACUUGUCUUGCUAUCUAUUAUAUAAGCAGGAGGGUUGACUGAUCUAUGCCAUCCUACACUUUCAUGUGUGGACUAGUUGUGACAGCUGCACAGAGUUGAACUAAAUGAGAAACACACGUAUACACAAUGAGUCUCUGUUUCAGCCUGCCAGCCAACUGCACAGGAGUUUGUUACACAGGUUAAGGGUUGGAGAACAUAUGUGCUGUGUGUGAGUGAAGAUAUGCAUAAGGGAGGGAAAGAAAGCAUGUGUGUUUAGUAAAAGUAUCCAUGGAUAGGACUCUAGAAUAGGAAACUGCAGUGUGUGCUGACCUGACGGAAACAAGGAAAAGCCUUACUGCAAGUCCUAAUGAAACAGAUGUUCUUGGCACACAGUGGGGUUUUCAGUAUUCAGUUCAAUAUGAAAACUCGAGGAGGUCCACCUGUGAUGGAAAACGUUGGCAUGUCUUGAGCUAAAGUGCCAAGCCAGGAAAACAGUCAACAUUGGAAGAUGUUUGAUGUCCAUUGAAUUUGUAACAGAAAAUCUGAGUCUUUUUGACAACACUGUGCUAAAAUGUUUUUGAGCCAGCUGCUGACCCAGUGUCAGGUUUAAAAAUUAUAUUUUACUGUAAACCUGUUUCCAGAGAGUGUAACUGAAGAGAGAAACACAAUAUUCACAAUAUUAUUAAUGCUCCACUUUCAAUUUAGAGGAUCCAGUCAAUCGUAUGUGUCCUGCAAUGUUGAUAAUAAUAAGAAUAAAUUUUAUUUCUAACGCACAAAGACGCUAUACAAAAAAAGAAAAAAAUUAAAAUACAGAAAAUUUGAAGUAAUAAAACCAACAAUGUAAAUGGUUAAAAAAGACACACUAUAAAAAGACAAUAAAAGAAUCGUUCACAGGUUAAAAGCCAAUUUAAAAAGGCGUGUUUUUAGGAGUGAAUUGAAAGUAUGGGGGUCUGUACAGUCUGGGAUGGGUUUGGGGAGUGAAUUCCAGAGGGUGGGGGUGGCAGCGGAGAAGAGGGCAGUUUUCUCCCACGUGGAUUUACAUGAAUAAUUACCAAUGAGAGACCUGUUGAUAAGCUCUUAAUUGAUUUGUGUUCGCAGAUGGUGAGCGAGAAGGUUGGAGGUGUGGAGGGAACCAAACUGGAUGAAGACUUCAAGGACCUUGAAAGGGUACACGGAUUGCAGAACAUUAAAAUAUAACACUAAUAAUAGAUGUUGAAAAAAGUUUGUGUGUUUUUAAGAUUAGGCGGUCACAGCCAAGUUUCCUUUAUUUCCAAAAAUGCUCUGGGAUAAACACAUGCGCAGGAAAUGCUCACAGGUAGUAAUUAUUAUCUCUUUUUCAACUUUUCCACCAGAGAGCAGAUGUGACCAGCAGGGCAGUGGUGGAAGUCAUUAAUAAAACAUCAGAGUACCUCCAGCCCAACCCAGCAACAAGAGCGAAGCUUUCCAUGCUCAACACCGUGUCCAAAAUCCGCGGGCAGGUGAAGAGUCCUGGCUACCCCCAGCCUGAGGGUCUCCUGGGGGAGUGCAUGACCAAGUAUGGACGGGAUAUGGGCGAGGAAACUAACUUUGGUAAGACAGUUUAAGGACGAGAUGGGGGUUAGAAGAAAUGCUUGAAAACCAACCCACCUCUGGGUGUGAUUGUUUAUUGGGUUACCAUACUUAUAGGUAUGUGCUUGUGUAUUAUUUUUUUAACCACCCCCUUAUUACAGAGUUAGUGGUUAUUAUGAACAUCCCUCAUGGUUUCCUACAUUCCCUGACUCUGGUAUGUUGUGUGUGUUUGUGCACUGAAGGUGGAGCAUUAGUAGACAUCGGGGAGUCAAUGAAGAGGAUGUCAGAGGUCAAGGACUCCCUGGAUAUUGAUGUGAAGCAGAACUUUAUUGACCCAUUACAGGCAGUUGCUGAGAAGGAUGUCAAGGACAUUCAGGUAAAAUCAAAGCCCGAGUACCGCUCUGCACAUUCAGAGCCUAUUCAGAAAGGGGGGAGAAGGGGGAGGUGUCACCCUUCCUGGUGCCCCAUCUCCGGAAAAAAUAGCACCACAGAAAAGCCCUCUUGGAAACCUUUGUGGUCGAUAAAACAGUCUAAAAUGUGAUCUGGAUGCUCUUACACUAAUUGAUUCAAUGUAAACAAAGUGCUCUUGGGAUGCCUUUUGAGUAAAUAAAAUCUCCCCUCAGAUGCCAUUCUAGUGGUCACAUUAUAAACUGUUUUAUCAGUAUUUUGACAUAAUUAUUUGCUAAAUAGUAGCAGUAGUAAUAAUUUAUUUAUUUAUUAUGCAUAAUGGAUAUGCAUAAUAAAAUGCUGUUAGGGCAGUAUACCAGUGCCACAUAGCAUACAGCACUACCCCUUUUUUUGUAUUAUUUAUAUCCCUCUCAAACAGCCUGGGUAUACAACUGCUAGACUGAGACUAGCUGCAUCUGUUUUCCUUGAGUAUACCAACUACUAUCAAAUGAUAACACAAGUGUAACAGAGUAGAUCUAAAAUGCAUCUUUUGUAUGAUGCAAAUUUCUCACAACUAUCAUAUAUGAAGGAAAAUAUUAAUAGGUUUUGUGAAACCUAAUCCUCUCAACUGUAUCUCUUCCCCGUCAGCAUCACCUCAAGAAGUUGGAAGGUCGCCGUCUGGACUACGAUUAUAAAAAGAAACGCCAAGGUAAAAUCCCAGAUGAAGAGAUAAGGCAGGCCCUGGAAAAGUUCCAUGAAUCCAAAGAAAUGGCUGAAGGCUCUAUGCACAACCUGCUGGAAACAGAUGUGAGUAGGCUGUAUACUAAAUUCUGCAUGCUUUGCCUUGCAGAUGGCACAUUCAAACCUUUAUGGACUUGUUUUGUUAGUAAAAUACCUAAAUAAAAAAUAUGUUUGUUCUUGGCAGAAUUUUCGAGCCUAGCGGCUCGACCUGCCUAUGCAUUAUGGAUGUGCCAUUGAUUUAUUUAUUUUCAGGAUAUUUUUGAACAAUAGUUAAACUGGGGACUUACAGGUGAAGCACAGGUAUGGAAAGCUUACCGGAAACGUCUGUUGAUCAAAGUGUUAAUGCCCUAAAAAAAAAAAAACAAAGCUCUGUGAAAUCUGUGAUCUCCAACAUUUAACUGUGUUGGAGUCAACUGUAUAACAUACUGCUUCAAUUUAAAGUUGAGCACGAUUAAGGGUAUUACCAUUUUUAAUGACAGGUGGCUAAUUCAGCUUUUAAUCCUUUUUAUUAAGAAUUUCAAAAAUGUCUAAUAAACAAAAAAUACAUGAUAAAAGUUUUUGACAGUUUUGGUGUAAAAGUUUUACAGACACGUCAGGACAUUUCCCACAUUUUUUUUUCCUAAUAGUUUACUUGAUUGUAACAUCGUUAAUACUUUUUUUUGAUAAUCACAGCAAAGAGCAAAUGUAUGCCAAACAAAUGAUGGAUUCAUAACAACAUAUCACAGACAUUUUUUCAAACUCACUGUAUUUUUCACACUAUAAGGCGCACCUGAUUGUAAGGGGCACCAUCAAUGAACACGUCUAUUCGCUCUAUUUUCAUACAUGAGGUGCACCGGAUUAUAAAGCUCAUUAAGCGAAACAAAACAGUCAGUUAAGUCAAACUUUAUUUAACUCAUUCAAUAACUCCAUGUGGCUAUGGUAGCUACAGUGCUCAGACAAGCCAAAAGGAUUUUAAGUGCGCCUUAUAGUGUAAAUCAGCUUUAGCGCUGGCUUUUUGAGCUGUUCAAAGUCGUUGUCUCUAUGGAAACACUGAUGGUAAAAAUCAGGGCCAAUACCAGUGUUUUGGCUAACAAUUUAGCUGAUCCUGAUAUCAGUAUAUUUUUCAUCACCUCUUUUUUAUUAUGUACAGUAUUUGUGUGUUUUUAAAUAAGUGAAGAUGGGUGUACUUGAGCUGUUGCUGUUGGUCCCUCCUCCAAAUGUCACCGGUACAUGUCUCACAAACUGCACUUUGCUGGUCUUUCUCAUAAAUGGUCGAUCAUUCCCCACGCUGCUGACAUUUUUAUAAGUGAUUUCCUCUCGGGGAAACCCUCUCUGGGUUUACCUCCUUUGAGUGACAGCUAAGCCUUUGAUUGCUCUCACCCAGCCUGGCUUGCAGCAGAAAUAUUCGUGUAGCUUAUGUAACUGGUUUUAGUGUACCCGGUAACACCUCAGUGUCAGUCCUUGUAUAUGAUCAACAGGGAUUAACUUCCACCUUUUAAAAUUUCACAAAAAAAACCUGAUCAAAGAUUUUACAACAGGCACUCAGACUGUUUUCAACAUAGCAGAACUUUAUUUUUAAAGUUGCCAGUUUAUCUGGGAAGCCCCCCCCCAACGUAUUCUAUUGUCAGCACAGUAGGUCAAAUGACCUCAGCCUAUUCAGAGUCAGACACGACAGAACCAUUUGCAAGAAAUAAAUGUCUGUGCCAGUAUGAAUCAGUUUAUGAAGUGGAUGAUAGAUGAGUAGGUUUCAAACAAUUGUGUGUGUCUUUGGGGAGCUAAAGUGGUUUCGUUUCAGCUUUUAAGUCAUCUCUUUUGAGCCAAGACUGUAGGGUGUAAGUCAACCAGCUUUAACUUUUCAGUGCAGUGACAGGAAACAAUGUCUAUAAUACAAACAACUGCAGUUAUUCUAAUUGAUCAAAAAGAUUUUGAUUAAUUAUGUAUUUCAAUGGUGCAUUGAUGCAUUUUUUGACUGCAGUUGUCCUAAUAUGUUGUCGAGGAGAGAAAAUCGAGAAGAGCUUAUACCUUAGAUAAACAGUCCUAAGAAACUGAAAAAGGGGAUUUUUUUGCCAUUUUUAAACAACUGAUAAGAUUCAGACUGAUACUUCGUUCACUCAGGUGGCAAAAGCUGUCACUUCUGUCUCCUGAUGCUCGCAGAGUCAUAGUCUUGUUUUUUUUUUCCUCAUUUACUGGCAGAAGCGUGAGCUCGUCAAACCUGUUUUUGUUUUGGCCUUUGUCAUACCUGCCAUCAUAGGAUGUUUUAGAGCUGUUAGACUUUGGGUCAAUGCAAUCAACACUGCUGAUGUGAUCGGAAACGAAUGAGAGGAAUGCGAACAGUGUACUGGUGAAGAAUGCUCUGUCAUUGUGUUUCGCUUAUGCUAUUAUUAAACAUGUGUUUGUGUACUCGUAGGUGGAGCAGGUGAGUCAGCUGUCGUCUUUGGUUGAGUCUCUGCUUCAGUACCACAGACAGGUUGCACAGGUCCUGGAGGAGCUCUCUGACAAACUUAGAGAAAGGUCAGUGACAUGGCUGGUUAUGCAAGAUGGCAGUCGUGAAUAAUGAAUGUCUAGAAGAAACAUUGAUCGCUUUUAAUAACCCAAUGAAACACACUGAGAUUAAUAUUUUGAUUUACUGGCACAGGUAUUGUUUGUUUAUUCUGACAUAUUUGUUAUAACUGGAUUGUUACCCAGAAAAAAAAUUGAUUUAUAUAUUUGAAGUUUUCCCUGGCUGUUACUGUAUUUGUGCACCUGCUACUUGGCAGCUCAUACAAAUGUAUUUUGUUUGUUUGUGUGUCUUUCAAACCCUGAUUGAUCACAGGGUGAGUGAUGCUCAGUCACGGCCAAAGCGCCAAUACACACCCAAGCCAAGACCAGUCUAUGACUACGGAGAUGUGGAACAAUCUAAUGGAGGAUAUUCCCCAGCUGCUUCGAGCCCUCCUUCUUACUCUCCAGGUAACCUUUCUGUUGUAUAUGUUAUAACAGGUGUGUGAGCGUAUGUGUGUCUGUGUCUGUGGAAGGCCUACUCCCCAGAAGGCUUAUGUGUGAACUGAUUUCAUUCCUAAGCCUGACGUGUCUUCCCUUCUGUGACAAAAAGCAGCCCCAGCACAAUAUCCCGCUCCGUCCUUCCAAAGAACCUCCAUCAAGAACAAAGCGCGUGAGUUAGACGGAUAAAGUUGACAUGUCACUUACCACAAUGGAAGCGCAUUUUACAUAGUGCAUUUCCUGUGUGUGGCAGAGAGGUGUGUGCAUGUCUGUGAUGGUUCAGUGUCUUACUAACAUCAUUGAAAAAUGUUUGCUGGGUCACCUGUGCCCACUCUGUCAGAGCUCAAAACAAGAGCGAGCUCGUCAGAGUGUGAAAAUGACUUUUAGACCAAGCUUCUGAAGCUCGAGACCAAACACUAAAUGCCACAUGGUUCAUUAUACAGAUGUGAUCAGUGGUUGAAUCUCAUGUCAUUUACCUCUCAGUUCAAAUACAAACAGUGAGACAAUAAAAAUUAGAAAUGAUCAUUAUGUAAGAAUUGAAUACUUUUGCUGUGUUUCAUGCAAAAAGAAUGACAUUUGAUCUUGAGGUUCAGAAGCUUUUUUGCUCAUCACAAAAAUAACAAACAUAUGAACAUGUUUUUUUUUUUAACAAUUUUUUUAUUGAGUGGUUCCAGAGUCCAAAUGGGAAAUGUUCUUGCAUCACUUCUAACAAAUUUCCUCUAAAGGUACAGUGUGUAAUAUUAUCAUAAUAGUAUUAAGAGAUACCUGGCAGCUGGAUUCUUAAUUGAAUCACUCCUCUCUUUAGCCUCCCCAGAUAAGCAACAGUGGUUUUUCUCCAUUUUUCAAGAUUUUACCUUUUAAAAAUGUUAGUCAGUACAAGUUCUUCUGCAUACAACAACCACUCUGUUCUUCUUUGUCUGCUAACUGGAGCCUUUAGCACUAACACACAAAAAUAUGUUCCAGGUGUUUGAGUUCAAUACUACAGCAGAAACAUGACGAUGUAUGAUGACUGCUGCCGUGGAGGGGAACCUGCUCCUGUGUAGCUACAAAGGGCUUGUUCUAAGUCUUUAAAAUCAAACAAUUUCUAUUUUCCAACAAUUAUACAAUGAUUUAAACUCACUUAUGAUAAUUACUCCAUUACUGCCAAGUCUAUUGUUCUAAAUGCCACUAAAUACUACACACUGCACCUUUCAGGCACUUAAACUAAUCCUCGUGAAGGGAAAUUGUUAUAUUUUUAACGUAAUUAAUGUUUUUCUCUCUCUUUGUUUCUCCCAACUCUCUGUCUCUCCUUGUACAGCUGAACCGUGCUGCAAAGCCCUCUACGAUUUCGAGCCAGAGAACGAAGGAGAGUUGGGUUUCCAUGAGGGUGACAUUAUCACCUUGGUUAGCCAAAUCGAUGAGAACUGGUUUGAGGGGAGCCUUCGUGGCAAAUCUGGAUACUUCCCCAACAACUAUGUUGAGGUUGUGGUGUCUCUGCCCUAAUGCAAAUAGCCAGGCAAAGAGAGGGGACAGCAGGAUGAAGGGAGGAUGACUGAGGAUCAUCUGUAAUCCAAAAAUAGAUAUUUUUAAAUAAACAUCUCCAGAUAGGGACCUAAAUUUUGUACUAGAGGUGUAACCGAGUUUUUAAAUUAUGUCUGAGUACAUCAAGAUUUAAUGUAUAUUUUUCUAAACUCUAAGGGUGGUUUAAUAAGGAAACAAAGCAGCUAGAUGUCAGGGUGCAUUAUUUUCAACAAACUGACCCCCUCCAUUCACUCUGUAUGCACCUGUGCACUUUGUACACUACACCUCCAUCUACAGGACUGAUUAAGAAAGGUCAAGAGAGAAUGACAGUCAUAGCAUGUUCAUAAGUAUCCAUCAACACUAAGGAGUGCAAAUGCUCUAUUCCUUUUUUAUGUUCACAAGAGGAACCUUUAAACUCUAAUUGUUUUUUUAGAUUUGGUACUACAUGCAUUAUUUAUGAACAUUUGGUGUUUUCUGCACUCCUAGUUUUCACUUCUGUCUUUAGGCUUAAGCGCUGUUGUCAUUAUUGUCAGCCUGUCAACAUGGAGGGCAAACUGCCUUUUUCCCCCAUGUUUUUGACUGUCCUCCAUUGCCCCCUAGUGGUAAUAGAGAGUAUCCUCAGCUAUUUGAUAUAUAGGCACUGAUAUGCACCUCCAUUAUCCAGCACUAAAUCCAUAUGAGGUACUUUGUCUUUUGUUCCAUUGCCUAAAAGUAGCUGAAGGAAGUCAGGCUUUUAAGUUCCUUUUGAUUUUCACACUACUCCUGAUUGCAGACAUUUUGGCAAUUUUAAAAACAUUAUCUAAGGUCAUUGGUGAUAGAAAAGUUGUUUUAUGUUGGUUUUGGAUGGGCAUGCAGGACAAUUUUCAUCUUUAUGAUCUGCAUCCAACUUAAGCAUGCACAUUUGUUUCUAGCUCCUCUUCUCACUGCACUCCAUUCUUCAGUCAUUGAGCUGCUGCCAGAGAAAAGUUGCACAUGUUUUCUGAAACUGCUGUUUGACGUCAAACUUCAAAGGAAACGCAGUUUGCACAGCCAAAGUUUGGGUUUGAUUUAAUCAUUUAAUUGUGGUAAAUGCUAAAAUGUUUUUUUUUCUUCAAUUUGGUGCUUUUUCCAGAAAAAAACAGCCAAACUUUUUUCAAAACAUAACUAUGUAAUGUGUUCCAGCCCUUGCACAGUUACUUAAUGGCACGCCAAAGCCAUAAUCCUUCAGUUCCUCUAUUUUCUCAGGCUGUAUUGAUACUGCUGGCGGUGUCUCCCACAAUUCUUUGUGGGCUUGUACUUAACUGUUUGUCAAUGACUUUGCAGUCUGUGAUUUAUUUUCUGUAUAUGGUGCUGGGGUAAGCUUGGCCUUCGACUCUAACCUCUAAUUUGGUACAGGGAUGUAAGUCUGAUGUGCAUCAGCAGAUUUAAUACCUGUCUUUGUUUUCAUGCUGAAACUGCAGCACACAUGACAGAAAAUGUUAUCUCCAAACUAUUGUGUACAGAUUUUUCUCAUAAUGGGGAAGGACUGCACACAAUAGGGGGUUUCAGUUUCAAUUUUUCCCAUUGAAAGGUGACUGUGAACUGAGAAUGUUUGUGCUGUUCACUUAAAUGCCAACUUUCUCCCCUUGUCAUGAUCCCCUUGUUAGACCACCCCCCGCCCUACUCAUCUCUCCCAUCCCUGGUUUAACUGGGAGUGGAACAGACAGAUCUUUUCAUCUGGGGAGAGCACACAGCAGUAGAUUAUACUCACCCUCCCCUCACUGGUCUUUAUUCACCACCUGCCCCCUUACCCCUGCCCCCUUUCUCAUUAUCCACCCCAUCCCAAUCCCCUGGUGCCUCUGGAGCUCAGCCUCCUGGUCCAUCUCUGGAAUAAUCUCCUCAUUGUUGUCAUCGUAUGUGCCUCUUAAAUGAUAUAUUUGCAUGCCUGCUAUGUUAUUCAUGUGUGUAUGGCCAGAGGCUGUGCUACCCAAUAAGUGUGUGGUUCAGGUGUGUGUUUACACGCCUCAUUACACCAAAUGAAAAAGCACAGAGUUUGAAAGGGGAAUAGAGGAUGGUAGGGGGGCUCAGGCUGAGCUGUAAUGCAGCUUGUAUAAUAUUGACAGUGAUUUAUGUUGUAGAACAAAGAACCUGGAUCAAUUUUUGUGUGCCGCUGUCACAGCUGAAAUAGUUGUCUGAGAGCUGCAGCUGACAUUGAUUGCAACACUACAUUCUGUGAUGGCUCGUAUUGCCUGUAUAGCUUUUAGUGGCUCCUCUUUGCAAUAUUGAUGAAUGAAGUAUUAUCAGACUUUAAAGCUUUAUUUUAUUGGACCCGAUGUUAAUGGAAGUGUUUGUGUUAAAAUGUAAUUGCUUUGCAUGUGUCUUCAUUACGGCCUCUCCGGUCUUCAGUAGUGCUUUAUUUUUGCAACUGUGACAUGGUGGGGAAACCAAAAGUGGGAUUAUCCUGGAUUAUCUUUAGGAUAUAUGGAUUACCUCUACACUAAAUGUAAUCUUCUUUGUAUUAAAUAUUGUAUAUUUUUAUUACUAUGUAAAGGGGAAUGGAGGCUGUUCUUCAAAUAAAUACAGAAACCUGAAAGCGA
Xyrichtys novacula (pearly razorfish) is the source of this 13023-nucleotide messenger RNA. The record is from the annotation of a GenBank genome assembly. NCBI's taxonomy places the organism in Eukaryota, Metazoa, Chordata, Actinopteri, Labriformes, Labridae.